Labeo rohita (rohu) is the source of this 1426-nucleotide messenger RNA. Its product is annotated as zona pellucida sperm-binding protein 3-like. The transcript is spliced from 8 exons. Gene Ontology annotation, cellular component: extracellular matrix. Gene Ontology annotation, biological process: positive regulation of acrosome reaction; egg coat formation; binding of sperm to zona pellucida. The coding region runs from base 33 to 1379 and encodes 448 amino acids. Gene Ontology annotation, molecular function: acrosin binding. The record is from RefSeq and is a predicted model, not a curated record. NCBI's taxonomy places the organism in Eukaryota, Metazoa, Chordata, Actinopteri, Cypriniformes, Cyprinidae.
UAGUGCAUCAUUGAACUGCAAGCUUAACAACAAUGGUGUUCUGGCAAGUUGGAUUGGUGGUUCUUUUUGUGCUGGGAUUCUCUGAAGCACAAUGGAGAGCCAGAGCAACAAACGGUUGGACUCCAAGGGCCCCUAAGUCACUGUUGCAAAUUUCGCAGACUGACUCAGGGAUGUCUCCAAUUUCCCAGAGAUAUGGCCUUGGUAGUGCUGCACUUGCUCCACAAAGAUUUCCUGCUCCGUUUCCUGCCCAAACACCAGCCAGGAGUGACUUUGGAAUGGCUUCUCAAGAUCUCUUUGGUGUGCAGUCAAAAGAGCUGAUGAUGGGUCCAGUUGCAAAACUGACAUGGAGCUUUCCAAGCCUGCCAGAAGAACCCCAGCAGCCAGAUGUUCCUUUUGAGUUGCAUCAUCCUGUCCCUGCCAACAGUGUGGCGGCUCAGUGUGCUGAGAACUCUGUAUAUGUGGAGGUGAUGGCAGACUUCUUUGGGACUGGGAAGCCACUGAAGUCCUCUGCUUUUACACUUGGAGGCUGUGCUGCAACUGGAGAAGACCCUUCUGUUCAAGUGCUCAUCUUUGAGUCUGAACUGCAAGGAUGUGGUAGUGUAGUAACGGUGACUGAAGAAGAGCUUGUCUAUUCGUUCAACCUUCUCUACACCCCACAAGAGGCUUCUUAUGGUGUUCCUAUUGUUCGAAGUAGUGGUGCAGUGGUUGGUAUCGAGUGUCACUAUUCAAGACUGCAUAAUGUGAGCAGUGACACCUUGAUGCCUGCUUGGAUCCCAUAUGCUGCUACUAAAGUUGCAGAGGAGGUCUUUUUCUUAUCCCUGAAGCUUGUGACUGAUGACUGGAGAUUCGAGAGGCCUUCGAACCAGUACUUCCUGGGUGAUAUGCUCAAUCUUGAAGCAUCGGUGCUUUCGUACAGCCAUGUUCCUGUCCGUGUGUUUGUGGAUAGCUGCGUGGCUACAGCAGUCCCUGAUGUAACGUCUGUCCCCAGAUACUCCUUUAUUGAGAACAGUGGGUGCCUGGUUGAUGCCAAGCUCACAGGUGCCAGGUCUCACUUCAUGCCCCGAACUCAAGAUGAUAAGCUGCAGUUUCAGCUAGAAGCGUUCAGGUUCCAGCAAGCAGACAGUGGACUGAUCUACAUCACAUGCACUUUGAAGGUGGCUGCAGCAACUAGUCCUACUCCAAUAAGUCCUGAACAGAAAGCUUGUUCGUUCUCUGCUAAUGGUUGGGUGUCUGCAGAUGGUUCUGACCAGGUGUGUGCCUGCUGUGACACCACAUGUACUAUAAGAAGUGGAAGUGAUCCGCUGGUUAAAGAUCUGCGGUGGGAGAAAACUUCUGUUGGGCCCAUCAAUGUUAAGGAAUAUGGCUAUGGCCAGAAAUAACAAUGCCUUGUGACUUCUGUUGACUUAAUAAAAAAAAUUGGUCUUAA